Messenger RNA from Dentiscutata heterogama, 852 nucleotides. The record is from the annotation of a GenBank genome assembly. NCBI's taxonomy places the organism in Eukaryota, Fungi, Glomeromycota, Glomeromycetes, Diversisporales, Gigasporaceae.
AUGUCCGAUCCAAAGGUUUCCACACUUUGGCAAGAUAUUGAAUAUGAAAAGAAACUAAAUACUGUACGAACAGAGGGGAUAUUACAAGCCGCAAUAACGACAACCGAUGAAGUCAUAAGCGCAAUUAACACAACAAAUGCAAUACACCAAUAUAAUCUCAGAUCUUUGGUCCUGGCGAAGAAAGUUAUACAGAAAUCUAUAAUGAAUCAGAAUCAAAAUUUACAAAACGAAAUAAAUUCUUCGACUAUAAGCACUAUUGUUAAAAGAGAUCUUCCUGCGACUUUUAAAGAGUUUGGAGAAAAUGAGAUAGAUGUAAGCACUAAUGAUGAAAAAAAAUUUUCUGAGAUUUGUAGGGAGGUCAAUGAAAAUGAGAUGGAGUUAGACCUUCAAGAGCCAUCUGUUGUCUACAUUACUGAGAAUAACUUAGAAGAUCUUGACUGGGAAGUGGUAAUGCAUAAGGUUGAAGUAUAUCGUAAACAACCAAAAAAGUCAAUAUGCCUUCGAUCCUCUUUAUUAUUAUUUGAUCGAUCAAAUAAAGAGAAAGAUCCAAAUGUCCGUGCACGAAUUGAAUUUAAGGUUGAUGCAGCGAUCGAAUAUCAGACUCCAGUUAUUGGCUGUUUAGAGGUUCCUGAUGCUGAAGAUCAAUUGAAGGGUCAUGAGAUCAGAGUGUACGCUUUUGCCGCUUCUGGUAGCCUAUUUCAUUUGGUUUUAAUGUAUGAGGCUUUCCUCCCAUCUUCUCGUGAAGAUUUUUAUAACUUGGAACUUACAUAUCUUGCACUGAAGGAAUACAAAAGAAACUGGACGAAACAAAAAUUAUGCUAUGUGAACUCAGUCGGAAGAAGGUACAGUUGA